ACUGAAAAAGUAAGUGCGGUGUUUAAUGGGUUUGUCACCAACUUUACGUUUCCUUACAAACGAAGACGAAACCCCCCAAAAAAGGAGAAACAGUAAAAUUGGAACUUGGAAGGAUAGAGAGAAUUAAAAAAAUAAAAAAAUAAAAGGAAGCAUCUUUGGAGUUGUUGGAGUGUGAGAGAUGGAGAGGAGAAAGGUUGUGAUGUGUUGUGUCUUAUCGCUACUUGGUUUAUUGUCAGCUGUUACUGCCUUCGCCGCUGAAGCUACUCGAAUCAAGAGAUCUCAAGUCAAGGUUACCACCGAAACAAAUUCAAUAAAAAAAUGCAGUUAUCCAAGAAGUCCAGCUUACGAUCUCGGCUUCACUUCUGCUCUCUUUCUGAUGAUGGCUCAGAUAAUUGUCAGUGUCUCGAGUAGUUGUUUCUGUUGUAGAAAAGGUCCUUCUCCUUCGAGGUCUAAGUGGAUUAUCUCCUUAAUCUGCUUUGUUGUUUCCUGGUUCACUUUCGUAAUAGCUUUCCUUGUGCUGCUUACUGGAGCUGCCCUCAAUGAUGAACACAUCGAGGAAUCAACAGAUAUUGUUAGCCCUUACUUUUGCUACAUUGUGAAACCGGGCGUUUUCUCUACCGGUGCUGUGCUUUCGCUUGUUACUAUUACCCUCGGGAUUGUCUACUAUUUAUGUUUGGGCUCAAGUAAGCAAAAUGUUGCUGCCACAAUGACCCCGGCGAACCAAGGAGCAGGUAUAGCAAUGGGGCAGGCUCAGAUUCCAGAGAGAGUUGAAGAUCCUGUCUUUGUUCAUGAGGAUACUUACAUGAGAAGACAGUUCACUUAAAACAGACAAGGCUUUGCUUGUGAAACACGUUUAGGUUUAGGAGGGCAUAUAGAUAAAAAAGGGUUUGUGUUUGUGAUUCUUGUCUGUGAGAUUAUGAAACGUUGUAAUGAUUGCUAAUGUUGUUGGAAGUAGAAAUCCUUGGGGACCCUAAAAACGUCACUUAUUAUGCAUUGUGUAGUUUUUUCUUCUUCUUCUUUGUCCCUUUCUCAUUUCUGUUAGUCAACAAACCUCAAAAAUGGUUAUGGAGAAGUGUUCGUCUGGAACAAUCUUGACCCUAAAUAAAAGAUUGUAUGGUAA
This is a messenger RNA of Camelina sativa (false flax), 1120 nucleotides long. Its product is annotated as protein MODIFYING WALL LIGNIN-2. The record is from RefSeq and is a predicted model, not a curated record. NCBI's taxonomy places the organism in Eukaryota, Viridiplantae, Streptophyta, Magnoliopsida, Brassicales, Brassicaceae.